AAACAUAAGCCGUGCUUCUGCUUUAUUGUCAAGUCUACAAUGUAAAACUGUACAAGUAUUACAAAGCAUCCGAGUCAUCCUUUGUUAUUUCUCUCUCUUUAUUUUUUAAAUUAGAUUCCCCCUUGUCUCUCGCAUCAUCUAUGACGACCCCUUCCUCGCCGCCGGCGACCACCCAUCAACUUUCCUUCGAUACGGACCCCCAGUCCUCCGGUUCCGGAGAGAAUCAGCAAAUACGGAGAAGACGAACGACGAGCAAGACCGCCGGAGCCAAUUUGCAGCGGCGGCCUAGUCUACUGGACCGCCGGAAUUCUCUAACUCGCGACAUUGAACAUGCAGCUGCCGAGACUUAUCUGAUUACUCAUCUUGCUUUUAAGCUCCUCAGUUAUCUCGGAAUAGGUUAUCGAUGGAUCUCGAAACUAUUUGCACUUUGUUUAUAUGCUCUCUUCCUUAUGCCUGGUUUCAUUCAAGUUGGUUAUCAAUAUUUCUUCUCAACCCAAAUACGAAGGAGUAUUGUUUAUGGAGAUCUGCCGAGAAAUAGGUUGGAUCUGUAUUUACCAAAGAACACGGAUGGCCUGAAACCAGUUGUUGCAUUUGUGACUGGCGGAGCCUGGACUAUUGGGUAUAAAGCAUGGGGAUCUCUUUUAGGACAGCAGUUGGCCGAUCGAGAAAUUAUAGUAGCGUGCAUUGAUUACAGAAAUUUUCCCCAAGGAUCAAUUAGCGACAUGAUUAAAGAUGCUUCCCAAGGGAUCUCAUAUGUUUGCAACAACAUUAUUGACUAUGGAGGUGACCCUGACAGAAUUUAUGUAAUGGGGCAAUCAGCUGGUGCACAUAUCUCCUCUUGUGCUCUUUUGGAGCAAGCGAUCAAAGAAUCAAAAGGAGAGCGUGUUUCUUGGAGUGUAUCUCAGAUAAAAGCUUAUUUUGGUUUAUCAGGGGGGUACAAUAUAACUGAGCUGGUUGAUCACUUCGAUCGCCGAGGAUUGUAUCGCUCUAUAUUCCUAAGUAUAAUGGAAGGGGAAGAAUCCUUAAAACGUUAUUCACCUACCAUCGUUAUACAAGAUCCAAGUGUUAAGACUGCUGUAUCACUUUUGCCCCACAUUGUCCUUUUUCAUGGAACGGGAGAUAUUUCCAUACCACACAAUGCGAGUCAAGAUUUCGUAGAUGCCUUGCGUAGAGUUGGAGCAAAAGCUGAACUGAUUUUGUUUGCUGGAAAAACUCAUACAGAUCUAUUUCUUCAGGAUCCAAUGAGAGGCGGUAAAGAUGAGCUUUUUGAAUACAUCACUACUUACAUUCACGCUGGUGAUGAGGAAGCUCUUGCUAAAGAUGCUAUGGCACCUCCAAGAAGACGACUUGUUCCGGAGAUUCUCUUGAAGCUGGCUCACGAUGUGAGCCCUUUCUAAGCUCUCUGUUUGUAAUUAUUAGCUAGUUUUCUGUUUCUUUUCCUUCUGUACUGUUCUGUUUGUUGUUGAUGCUUUGACUAGGUACUAAAGUAGGCAAUGGUUAGUGCAUAUUGUUGUCAUUCUUUUAAGAAAGAGUUGUAGACAUAUAUUCUUUAUUACUUUUUUCCUCAGUACGAUCAA
This is a messenger RNA of Daucus carota subsp. sativus, 1577 nucleotides long. RefSeq names its product isoprenylcysteine alpha-carbonyl methylesterase ICME. Bases 141 to 1397 code for a protein of 418 amino acids. The transcript is spliced from 11 exons. Lineage: Eukaryota; Viridiplantae; Streptophyta; Magnoliopsida; Apiales; Apiaceae. The record is from RefSeq and is a predicted model, not a curated record. Gene Ontology annotation, molecular function: lipase activity.